Phyllostomus hastatus (greater spear-nosed bat) is the source of this 1215-nucleotide messenger RNA. RefSeq names its product coiled-coil domain containing 85B (gene CCDC85B). The coding region runs from base 534 to 974 and encodes 146 amino acids. Gene Ontology annotation, biological process: negative regulation of DNA-templated transcription. Gene Ontology annotation, cellular component: nucleus. NCBI's taxonomy places the organism in Eukaryota, Metazoa, Chordata, Mammalia, Chiroptera, Phyllostomidae. The record is from RefSeq and is a predicted model, not a curated record. The transcript is spliced from 2 exons.
GCGUUGGCAGCGAUGCUCAGUGAGCCCAGUCUUUCUCGAGAUCGAGCUAAACUAGGAAGGGUAUUAAGGUGAUAGGUCUGAGUUCUGUCUGGGGUGGAGGGGCGGUGAGCGGGAGAGUUCCCGGGCAGACACCUGAGUCUUGGUUUUGAGAAGGAGCCGAACUAGGCUUGAACUUGAGAAUUGGGAGGUACGAGGCUCCUGGUUUCGGGGUGACAGGCGCUGGUGCAGGGACCCACAAACCCGAAGAUCAGGGACACUGCCGUAGGGAGUGGGCGGGGAAUCGGCUCCGUCUACGCUAAGGCUCCGCCCCUUUCCGUGGGGGCUUCCUCGGAUUGGCCGCCCUUCCUCAACGUCAUGUGGCCCCGCCCCGGCGCGCGCCCCGCCGCGUGCCCACCCCUGAGCUGCUGCUGCAGCCUACGCUAGCCGGCCAGAGCCUGCCGCGGGCGGAGCCGGGUCCUGAGCCGUGCGGGGCUCGACGUGGGGCACCUGGACCGCGGCAGCGGGCAGGCGAUGCUCCAGAGACCUGAGCAGUCAUGGAGGCCGAGGCAGGAGGCCUGGAGGAGCUGACGGAUGAGGAGAUGGCGGCGCUGGGCAAGGAGGAGCUGGUGCGGCGCCUGCGGCGGGAGGAGGCGGCGCGCCUGGCGGCUCUGGUGCAGCGCGGCCGCCUCAUGCAGGAGGUGAAUCGACAGCUGCAGGGUCACCUAGGCGAAAUCCGCGAGCUCAAGCAGCUUAACCGGCGCCUGCAGGCCGAGAAUCGGGAGCUGCGCGACCUCUGCUGCUUCCUGGACUCGGAGCGCCAGCGCGGGCGGCGCGCUGCGCGCCAGUGGCAGCUCUUCGGGACCCAGGCAUCCCGGGCUGUGCGUGAGGACCUGGGCGGUUGUUGGCAGAAGCUGGCCGAGCUGGAGGGCCGCCAGGAAGAGCUGCUACGGGAGAACCUAGCGCUUAAAGAGCUCUGCCUGGCGCUGGAUGACUGAGGGCGCAGCUUCCUUCGCGCCGACGCCCGCCCGGAUGUCCCCCCAAGCGCCGCGGUUGCGGUGUACCUCGGGACCUGGAAGCUGCCCGGCUGCGCACGAGGGGCCGCUGGCAUGGACUUAGACACCCUGGCAAUGAGGAGGGCCCCUUGCUUUCGCUGGCGGGGCAAGAGGGGACUGGAAGCUGGAGCAGAGGGACUGGCAAGGGGCUGGGUGGCGGCUAAUAAAUUGGGACGGAAGCAGA